This is a messenger RNA of Archocentrus centrarchus (flier cichlid), 9606 nucleotides long. RefSeq names its product poly(rC) binding protein 4 (gene pcbp4). The coding region runs from base 368 to 1876 and encodes 502 amino acids. Gene Ontology annotation, molecular function: RNA binding. NCBI's taxonomy places the organism in Eukaryota, Metazoa, Chordata, Actinopteri, Cichliformes, Cichlidae. The record is from RefSeq and is a predicted model, not a curated record. The transcript has 15 exons.
UCCCUCACAGCAGCAGCCUGCUCCCUCAUCCUCCUCCUCCGUCUUCUCCGUCCGACAAUGCGGGCACAAACUAAGGAUUUAUAAUUUCUCCACCGCUCGCUCGUUUCUUCCUCCUCUGCACGGACUUGUUCCAGGGAUGCUGCGGCAUCCACAGAUCUGAGCAGUCAGAGAAGAGAAACAGGAGCGAGGAUAAAUCCCACCCCUGACACCAGCUCCACCUGUACAGCCCCACCGUCCGACCCCAAACCCAACCUCCCCUUGCCCCUCUCACAGCUCCAGGGCUCUCCAAGGGUUCCUUGCCGGGUUCUCCAAAGGGUUCUCUGUGGUGUUCUGUAGAGCUCCAUACGCCUCGGGGCCUCAGACCUUCAUGCGUCUCCCAGCAGCAGAGUCCACCCACACCUCCACCCACCACACCACCACCACCUCUACCAUGAGCUGUGAACAGGAGUUUGGAGACGGCGCCAUGGGAGUCACGCUCACACUGCGCCUCCUCAUGCACGGAAAGGAAGUAGGAAGCAUUAUCGGAAAGAAAGGAGAAACAGUGAAGAGAAUACGAGAAGAGAGCAGCGCAAGGAUCAACAUCUCAGAGGGUUCUUGUCCAGAGAGGAUCAUCACCAUCACGGGGCCAACAGACUGUGUGUUCAGAGCCUUCACCAUGAUCACGUUCAAACUGGAGGAGGACCUGACAGCCUUGGUAGCCAACGGCACGGUGACCAGCAAGCCUCCUGUCACUUUACGGUUGGUCAUCCCAGCGAGCCAGUGCGGCUCCCUCAUUGGCAAAGGCGGGUCCAAGAUCAAGGAGAUCAGAGAGACAACAGGUGCCCAGGUUCAGGUGGCAGGUGACCUCCUCCCCAAUUCCACAGAGAGAGAAGUGACGAUAUCAGGGAGCCAGGACGCCAUCAUCCAGUGCGUCAAACUCAUCUGCACUGUAAUCCUAGAGUCUCCGCCAAAGGGAGCGACUAUUCCAUACCGGCCCAGCCCAACCCCAGGAACUGUGCUGCUGGCAGGAAACCAGGUGUUCGAGGCUUCAGACUUUGGCUCUCACCCCCUGUUCUCAGUGGCACAGGGAGGAGUGGACCUGCAGCAAACAUAUGCAGUUCAGAGCCACUAUGGCAUUCCACAUUCAGAGUUAGCAAAGCUGCACCAGUUGUCAAUGCAGCACCAAGGCCUGGCCCCAAUCAGCCAGUCAGCUACACAAGUACUGCCAGGAGGGGUGGAAGCUAAUUCCCAGACCACGUCUCAGGAGCUGCUCAUUCCAAACGAUCUGAUUGGCUCAAUCAUCGGCCGCCAGGGCACCAAGAUAAACGAGAUCCGGCAGGUAUCAGGGGCUCAGAUCAAGAUCGGCAGUCAGAUCGAUAGCACCAGCGACCGCCACGUCACCAUCACCGGCACGCCGAUAGCCAUCAACCUGGCUCAGUAUUUAAUCACUUCAUGUUUAGAGACCGCCAAAUCCACCGCCCAGUCCUCCUCCAUGCCGUCUCCCGUUGAUCUGACCAUGAGCUUCACCCAGCCCGCCCCCCCUGCCUCCGCCUCGUCCUCUUCCUCCUCCCCCCUGGCAGCGAUGGGCGCCGCACUGCCCCACGCUCCAAUCCUGGGUGCUCCCUACGCCCUCCCCCUCUCCAGCCUCCUGGGAGUGAAAUCCAUCCCCUACCUGGCACUCUCCACCCCUCCUGCCUCAGCAGCAGCGGCGGCGGCGGCGGCGGCAGCAGCGAUCGGGGCUCCGGUGCUACCUGCCUCAGUGCAGACAGCGGCGGCGACAGCUGCUGUUCCGGUUCCGGCUCACGCGGCGGCGGCCCUGGCGUCCUACACGGCCAAGAUCUCAUCCUCAGCCAACGGGAUGAAGAAGCCAGAAAGACAGAAGUUUGCGCCAUACUAAAGACGGCGCAGGAAAGAAAGAGGUAGCUUCUGGGCUGGGUUUAGAUGUUUCGGGCCAAUUUUAUUUUAUUUUCACUACUUGUUCACUUCUUUGCCUCUCCACCUCUUCUUUUCUUACUGACUGUUUAAAAGAAUCAAAGUGGGAUCGUUGGAACAUGAACGCUGUUGAAUCACCAAUGGAAACUCUGAACAGCAACAAACAGGGUUUCUCCUCUGGCCCAUGAACUCAGAACCUGCUGAGGAACUCUGACAGUUUAGGUUUGCUCACCACAAACUACAAAAGUUUGUCGUUUGCAGCUCAGCUAACCCUACCCUCUGCUGCAGACAAAUAUACUGCACCAUCAUCACAUGUGAGAUCUGAGUUAAUGUUGCUGAUGGCAGGUAGCCUUAACCCUAAGUCAGGGCACAUGUCUUUGACAACUUUUUGGUCCUUAGCACUGGGAACAAUUCAGAGGCAGAGUGUUUAGUCUGCACCAGGUCUUUUAUUUUGGAGAUUUACCUCAUUUUAUAUGCCGUUCUGUGUCUGAAUACCUGCCCUCCUCUUUUGCAGCUUGAUGUGGCUUCUUUCAAAAACUAGAUCUGUGCCAUUUGGAGCAAUGCAGAGCAGAGACCCACUUCUGGGACUUCUGAAACACUCCACAGUGUAUUUAGUGGGACUGUACGAGCACAAUUAGCUCCGUUUGUCACUUUGGUACUGGAACAUAGUGCAAACAUUGCAAACAUGCAGGGUGUAUUCCCAGGGUAACCCUACACCAUCAGGGUAUACCAUCUUUGAAAAGUCUCAGCAAUCAAGGGGAAAAAUGUACGUUUUAAUUCUAACCCAGAUUUUUUUUCCCAAAAGUAUUUUUGGGUUAAAAACGCCUUGCUGUUUGUGUGGAGCAUAAGCAGCAGCUACAGCCCAAAUAAACAGGCCAGUCUAAACUGACUGCAUUAAUAUACUGUAUUGAUGGGUACAUCAGCCAAUAAAGAGCAAAAAAUGUGCAGAAAGUACAGAAAAAAUCAAAGAUGUUUUAACUAUAACUGAGUAUAAAUAUACAAAAUGCUAAUUUGAGAUAAAAUAUAGAUUAUGAUACAAAAUGAUGGAGCAAAUGAAAGAAAAUCAUGAUUUGAUUGUUUCAGUCCCUGUUAGACAAAAGUAACUGCAUAUCGUCAUAAAAAGACAGGGAAGGACUCCUUUCUUAUCAGAUUUAACCUGGUUUCCCUCACCACUGACAACUUGCGUGUCAGACAGCAUGAUAGCGCAAUUAGACCAAAGACCAGCUGCCAAAAAGGACUUAUGUGCUCUGGCCAAAAGUGUCAACUGAAUCUUGGAGGAUAGCUACGACUGCAGACUAUCACGACCGCCAACAAGUCACCACGUGGGCAACAGAGAAGCUAAAAUAUCUCACAAAUAAGUGCUGAUGGGCAGCACGGUGGAGUGGUUACCAAAACCACUGCUUUUGAAAACAAACGUAAGCGCUAAUGCUAGGGUUAACUCAGCUGCACCUCGAACUAGUAGGAAAACCCCUAAAAAUAGAGCUGCAUGCUGGCUGUAAUGCAGAAAGUUUCUUAUUAAACUUCAACUGACAAAAAGAAGCAGUCACAAUUAACCGAGAACCUGCUGAGGAGCUCUGACAGACUGCAGAAGUCACGGCUAUCAGAAAUCCAAUGAGGGAGGAUUUUAGAUUUCCAUGCAGAUCUCUGUCUCAGCCACACAAAGUGGAAAAUAAAGAAAGCUAAAUACAGCAUGAACAGUAAUACUCUUCACCUUGCUUUUUUAACCUCUUUUUCAUAUCAGAUAUUUUUCUUUGAGUAGCACUUUUAAACACAAAGUUUGAGAACCUUUUAUCAUCUCAAAGCGAGGCAUGUAGGACCAGAAUGAAAAACACCAAAAGCAAAAUAGGACAAUCCUGUACAGCAGCUUUGUAAGGCUGAUGGAUCACCAUGUACAAACCUCUCAGGGUCACUGGCUCCUCUCUACUUCCCUCUUGUAGAUAAGUGGUCCACAACACAGCCACAAGUGGAAGAACGUCAGGAAAAUAAUUUUGCUACUCACUCAGACAAACCUAUGGAUGCUUUAAUGUCUCUGUCAUGAAGUCUGAAUCCCAGACAAGCCCCCAUAUUUUUCAGUUUCCCAGUGGAUGAGGGGAGGUAACAAUAAAAGUGUCCAGCAGGAAGGGGACAAAGGUAGAAUCAGGAACAAAACAAAGAUUACCAGUUUAAAUAUUAAAAAAAGACAAGCUGCUCUUAUUGAAGACAAAAAAGAAACUAUAAUGAAACCAAGAAGUUGAUGAACAGCUGCUGGUACUUGGUGUCAGCAGAAACCCAAAGCCAAGGUAUUGGUGUGGUAGUUGGAUGGGUGCAUCACUACUUAUUACCUGACAUAAUAAAGUCUCAGCUGUUUCCUGUCAAAGAACCAAACAAAAAGCAAGUAAACUGGUCAGUUAGUGGGUUUAAAAAGGAAGCGUUAUUUUAUUAAUAGAAAACCAAGCAAAGAUGAUGGAAUAGUGCAACUCUUAGAUUAAUCCACUGUUUGUUUGUUGGUACCACUGCAGAACAGGAACCGGUACUUUUGAUACUGUAUUACCCUGUGAUGAUAAUACUAAUGUACUUUUACUUGUUGUGGAUUUUGAAAUCCUCCUGUCUUUUACAUUUGCGUGUCCUCCUUCCUCCUCUGGUCACAUUAAAAAAAAACACUGUAAGGAUAUUCCUGUCUGCCCCUUGGAAGAAGCAGAGACAUUAAAAAAAGACAUCCAUCUGAUUUUUGAAGGAAACGUCAGAAUCAGCAGGUCUGAGGCAUCAUUUUCCAACAAUCCCACUUCACCUAGAAGUCUACCCUAAUUUUCCUGAUGUCUUUUUGCAGCUUGGCCCUUUUCCGAGUUCAGAGGGUUAGUGGGUGUUUGCAGCCACUGAUAUUUACGGUCAUUUGGGCCACAAAGCCUGUAAAAGCCAUAGAGACUAUUCUGCUUCCCCUCCUCGUCUGUGUCCUGCUCUCUUUUUGUCCGCCGCUCUUUAUCCUAUUGUAUACUCGCAUAUUUAUUAACUAUUGUGGAAUAUUCCCUCAGAGUUUAUAAUCACUGGUCACUAACACUGAGCUGAAAACCUCGGCUUUUGUAUACGAUGAUGUCGACUUGUAAAUGACUAUUCUCUGUCUGCUUACUGUCUGUUUUUUUCCCUUCAGUAUUUGUUCUAUAAAGUUUUUUUAAGACAUACAACAGAUUUAAAACCGUUUUUGCAUCUGUUCUCCUUCAAAAUGUGUUGUUUAAAUUAUUUUUUAACUUAUUGAGAGGAGUAUUACAGUUUUAGUUCAUUUUCCAACAUGGCUGCAGGUAAAUACUGUAAAACUGUAUUUUAGUUUCUGUAUUUUAGUGUGUGAACAAAAUUUAUUUUCUUCUUUGGGGAAAGAUAUCACUGUACCAUUAUUGCUAAUAACCAGGUGUUUUUGUUAGAAGAGUAGUGUUUUCACUUGUGAUCUCAAACAGGCCAUUUUAGCUCUCACUCACUCACUCACACACACACACACACACACACACACACACACACACACACACACACACACACUUUCUAACUGGGGAUGUGUGUUUGUAAAUGUCUGCCCUGCUUCAGCAUCCACAGAACUAGAAUAAAAGAACUGCCACUUUCUGCUAACGUAUUAAAUAUAUAUCUCAGACUUGGAGAUGUGACAGCAUUGCACCAUUUGGCUGUUUUUUACUCGAUAUCUUUGGACGUCUCUGUGAGGAACUUUGGAAAAGUGAGUUCUUGAUAGCCAGACAUCUGAAGUAAUUACUGUGUGAGUACUACAGAUCAAUAACACUGUCAGCUCUUAGCAGAUAUAUCAGGGACACGCUCUGAUAAGGAGGAGAUGAAUGGCAUUAACAUUUUAUGACAUGUAAAAAAUUUUAAAGUGGACUUAUUGUGCGCUUUUCCUCAUUUCCUGCCAUGCAUCUCCUGUUCCAGUGUUUAAUAUGAGCAUCCAUCAGUUUCAGAUAAUGAGGUCAGUGGAUGCACAAGUGGGUGUAAUCCCUGUGAGCCAGAGGUUCAGGCCUCAGCAUGCUCUGAGGGGGCAUAUCCUUAUGGUCAGCUAUGUGACUGUGACCACACCCACCUGCAGUCUGUGAGCAGCAGCCAAUCAGAAAAAAAGUUUGCUUAAAGUGGGAGGAGCUAAAACAGCUUAUUUCAGACACCUGCAAACCUGAGAGGCUGCACCAGGGCAAAACAUAAGACAGAGCAGGAUUAUUUUGAACUGUGAAUCAUGUGAAGGUCCCGUAGGCAUGUCCAAGAAUCUUAAUAUGAGCAGAUUAGAUCCACUUCAAAGAAGAUGGCAUCAGGAUGGGGUAAUUGUCCAGAAAUUGGUGUUCGACGUUCGUUUAGCUCAUUUCAAAUUGUAUUUUUCUCAAAUUGUUAACGUUCGUAUGCAUCACACAAGUUCAUCAUAAUUAUAAUCUCCAGUGGAUAACAGCAGCUUGAUCCCUGAUUCGUCUUUGUAUGUUUUAUUCUUGGACUCUGGUAGACUAGCUUUGCGUGAUUCACACUGUAAAAAUAAUCCUGAUCUAUUUCAUACUUGGUGCAGAGCCUCAGGUCAUCAUCUGUCUGUGUGUGUGAGCUCCUCCCCCUUUGGCUGCUCGCUGAAAAGGAGGUUUGAACAGCAGACUUGUGGGAUUUCUGUGCUCCUGUACAUGCAGUGACAUCAUUAUGGUUAAUAUGAGCAUCCAGCACUGGAACAGGAGAGAAGACAGAAGAGGCAAAGCAGAAAAGGUUCUGGAUUCAUCCUUAUUUAUUACAGCUUUUCCUCUGAGAACAACUUCCUGUUGGGACCAAAGCAACACAAUGAGAGCCGAGAGAGUGAAGCAAAACCAUAAAGAUGCUUCACUCGGUGUGAGGUUCUCUCUACAAGUGACUCCUUGUUACAUACAAGCAGUCAUGUUGUAGACAGAUGUCUGAUGGAAGUUGUUACUUUCACUCUGGUGACGCGCUUUGCAGGAAAUGCUCAUCUUAUUUGCAAAGUUAUGGAAUCAGUGCUAAUAACUGGAAACCAAAACAAGUGAAACGUGCUUGCACACAACCAUGAACACUAGGAUGUGUCGACUCUUAGGUGAUCGAUCCCUCUAUCAUCACAGACUGUUAAUCAAAGACAGACUCGGCCACUGUGGCGUCAGAUCUGAAGGUUUUCACGUCUGUGUUUUGAAACUGGAUGUCACGGGUGAGCGAAACUCCAGGCUCACUGCAGACACGCCCACCUUUAGCAGCUGUCUGGACCACAGUUUACAAAAUGAUCAUCGUGUUGUUUUCAUUUACAUUUCAAACUAGCGUUUGAGGCCCGAGACUCAUCAGGAAAGCGUUUACGGAAGUUGUGACGCAUGUGAGACCAGGACAGUCGCCCCCUGCUGGCCAUUGGAAAGGCUGCAAGUUUAAGGGAGCCAGAAGUUGCAUUUAUAUGCAGUCUGUGGCAGUAACUGAUGAGAGCUGUUAGAAAUGUGACUCUGCUUAUUGUAGUUCUGUGGCAGUUUGUGAAAGUAAAAAAAAAAACAAAACAAUUAUUUGAUUUUUUUUUUUUAAUUUUGUUCAGAUUCAGCUGAUGCAGUUUCCUGCCAGAGUGUCAGAGACUAAUGCUGCAUGUUUGAUUGGCCUCACUAACACACACACACACAAACAUGUAAAUACACACUCAUACGACCAUGAAAUUAGUGUAACGCACACACGCACCGAGGCCCCGGUCUUUGCACUGACAGUGUGAACUCAAAGCAAUACUAAACAGAGCCGUAUGAGUAGCUACGCAUUGCAGAGCAACAGCAGCGGGCAAACAUGGGUGUGUGCGCUUUCCAGCUGUAACAAAUACAUUAACAUUCAACUCUAUGGGGUGUCGAUGCUUCUCUGUUCCUUCUGUUUGUUUCUAAAAAGACUGACGAUGAUGAUAAUGUGGUAUAUUUAACAAGCUCACUUAUUUUUAUAAAUAAUGUUAUGAACUGAACUGUGGACACCUGUUUAUGCACAUUCGUCCUCUCGACACUCACCACUUUUCUUUGUCGCCGUCCUUGCUUUUCAUCGUCCAUGUGUCCUUCAUACAUUUGCAUGAGUCUGACUUGAAUUGAUGUCUAUGCAAAAUCAUCUCUGUGCGGUUCAGCUCCGACCCCUGCGUGGGUUCAUGUGGAGGCUGUGCUGGUGCUUGUGAAGUGCAGCUGAAGUGAAAGGGCUACAGUGGACUAAGGCUCUGGCUCGCAACGCACCUGCCCUGAAGAUUAAUGAGAAAACAUAACAACAAAAAUCGAAUCAUAAAGAACAAAAGCAUGAUCAUAAAGUGAAGCUUACUAAACAAACAAGUUUAGUAAGCGAGUUUUGGGAUUUUGAAUGAUGUCUGGAGAGUCUCUUUAUAUUUUGUGACCCUGGGACACCAAGUAGAAGUAGAUGAAGGGCAGGUGUUUCCACCAGCUCCUGGUUCCCUCCACAAAAUCCUGCUGCCACGUCCUCCAGUGGGAAUUACAGUUCAGGUCCAGAACUAAUUUGGUGUAAACAAAUCAACAAUGUAAGGAAAUGUAAAGAGUAUAACUCAAUUUUUAGAUAAUAUAUCAAACUGUGUCAGGCCAACCACCUCAGAUGUUUCUCAUAAUUACUCUAACAUCUCCAACACGUUGCUACUUUACGUCUGAUUUUCAAAUCGUUUUGGUUCCUAUUGGUUCAGACUUGUAAGCACAUGCGCAUCACCGGGCAGAGCUGAUGUUUUGUGUGUCUCAAUCUGAAUUUUAACUGUUUUUUAAACUUAAAAAUGUACAAGCAUAUUUCUCUUAAAAUGUGUCCUAACAUUUCCUCAUCAACUAACAAAAGAUGGAACCAGAAAUUAUUUCAUUUGCAUGAACACAAAUCAGGACUUUGGUUUUGGCCCAUGGCAUGAAAAAUAUAAAAAGGCCCUCCAGACAUCAUUUUAAGAGUCUGCUCUGAAGAAUAAUUUGUGCCUGAUUAGAUUUUUUUUUUCUCACAAAAACAACAAAAUCUUUUUUGCAGUAAUAACUAGAAAAAACAGGUUUUGGAAGAAUAUUAGCAGGAGACAUGUUGAAUGUUGGGAUCUUAAAUACAAAAAAAAAAAAAGUCCCACAGCAGUUUCUAAGACUUCAAUUAACUUCUGCAAAAAUCUGCUUGAUUUAGAGAAACACUGACAGCAGACCUCAGCUGAACAUCCAUCCUUUGAGGGAGGCUUAACUCCAUCUCAGCUCUGGAGUGAACAGUAGCAACAGAUUCUUUAUGAAAACAGCACAUUUUUCACUCUUAUUAAAAUUCAAAGUCUGUAAUAAUUUUCUGAGGAGAAAAAUCACACGCUCACAGAGGUAGCCUUGGAAACAAAAACACAGGCACAUUAUUGCUCUUCAGGGUGGAUGUGUUGGAGAAUCAGAGCGUGGAGACGGUGGACGGACGUUUCAGCGACGCUCUCCGAGGCUCCAACACGGAGAUGAAACACUUUGUAAAGACGCUCUCAUUGCAGGUUGUACGACAAAAACACACACAGCGUGUACAGCAAACAGAUUGACAUGGAGACACACUCGUUCACCCUGAACCCACGGCUGAACGGUUAUGAAUAUUGUAUUGCACUUGAACAUGAAAAAUCCAUUAUGACGACAUAUUCUCUGAGUAUGAACUUCCACCUUUUUGGUUUUAAUUUCUGCUUCCUGUGAAGACGGGACGUUUUGCUCUUUGUAUAUCAGCCUGAUGUGUUUGUGAUUCUCUGUUUUCUUUCAUUCAUGCCAUGUUCUAAUAAAUUAAACC